GCGAGACAAAAAGGCGAAGACAUUAUGAAUGACGCCAAAAUGCGUCACAGAAGUUGGGAUCAACGCACGGGCCAUAUUGAAGGUGUCCCUGUGCCGUACUGUCAAGCUUGCUCAUAGUGAUUUCAGGCUUAUUUAUACUUGGGAUACAGAAGUGAACGCGACUUGGCAUUGAAGGCCUUCGGGCGUCUUUUAAAAAAAAAAUUAACCGCAAUUUUAAAGCAAGAUUUAAAAGAGGUCGGACAACUUGUAUCGUGAUAUUUGGCAAUAAUCGUUGCAGCCCAUUACAUUUUGACAAAGUGGUUCGUGCUAUGAAACAUUAUUAGAGCCGUUAAUCAUUAUAUUUUAUGUGAUAGAUUAAACAGAGUUCUUCCGUGUACACAUCGGAACUGCUUCUGUCACGAUAGAAACGUAUAAGUAAAAAAAGAAGUCGGUAAAUGCUUAAAUAGUUCUUCGUAACUUUCAAAGAUCAAGAAUGAAUGAAUUUCUUUUGUGUGAAAUUACUAAUUUUUUGUUGUUUUCUUUGUUACAUUUUACGCACAGUUAUGUGGGUGAGUUUAACAUUUAUUUUAAUUAUUUCGGUUAAUUUUUUUUUCUUUCAAGUUUUCAGAACAAGAUCGUAUGAACAUCGCCAAAAUCAUGUUAUAGAAAAACAAAAGGAAUAAUAUACAUGGCCUAAAGCUAAUUUAAAAUGUAUUUUUCUUUCAUUACCAAAAUAAAGAAGGAAAAAAAGAAUUUUAGUACUGGAAUGUGGUUGAAAAUAUAAAACAAUUUUAACAAUUGCUUCAAAUGACCGCACGAAAAACAGCAACACUCUAAUAUCAUUUUUUUUUAGUCCACUUAUAAAGAUCCCGAAACAGUUUUUCAUGGAAAUCAAGGGUCAGUUUCGGCUAUUGAUAUUCGGCGUCUGCUUCCUGAUUUCACCAACGACAGCGGCUGUGACCAUUAAUGAAUUCACACAACCGACGUACGUUGCCGAGGACCCCACGGUGCUGACCAAAUUGGUCGAGAUCACGGUCUCGGAUUCUGGCGGCGCUACAGUAACUGAUUGCGACGUGGUGGCCAGCAGCCCUAACGGUCCGUUCUCUGUCAGUCCGUACUCCACUGAAUUCUGGGUGGUAUACGACGCCACGUCAAACUUGGAUUAUUCUACAACCAAUUUUUAUGAACUUACGGUGAGUGGGACAGACCGACAUCUUAGUUUUGACCUUGGAUUUUUGCAUCAUGUGUGACUGUGUGUGUGUGUGUGUGUGUGUGUGUGUGUAAAGUUACACAUUUUACUACAUAAAUGUAUCAGAUAAUUUUGAGAUUCCAGUAAUAAGUAUUUAUUUUCGAUGAGUAUAUAUAUGCUUCUUUCUUUAAAAAAAAAAGAAAUAUAGAUUAUUAUUUUUCUCGUAUCGAUAGAUCUAUUUUAAAAUACAAUAUAAUAAUAUCUAAUAGUAUGACGAUGUAAAAAAUCCGUUUUUAUUUGGUUUUAAAAAUACAUAAGUGUAAUUUUCCUCAUACCAUUUGUUCAAAAUCCAACAUUUAUAGUCAUUAUUAUUUAUAAGUAUAAUUUAAGCAAUUGAAAUACCCAGAAUCUCAAGUAACGUAAUACUUAAGAGUUGAAAAUAAAAUGUUUCAUUGGAAGAUAUGCGAUUAUCUUAAUAACUUAAAAGAAAAAGGAGAAGCAAUAUUUUCAAAACUCCUUUCUAAAGAUCAUUGUGGGGUGAAUCAUUCGUGUUAUUAACCUAUACCGCAGAAAGUACAUUGUUCAGACAUAUAUAUUCUUUAAAUAAUGUUUUUUGUUUCGUUUUUUUAAAGACAUAAAAAACAUAGGAAUGAAGCUUAAUUUUAUGAAUGAAAUUUCAGUUGGAGUGCGCAGCCAGUAGUGUAAAGAGUAAUCGAGUCAAGCUGUUUGUGUACGUCACACCCAACUCCCCACCCGUGAUCACGGCCUACCCCACUGCUACUGCCACACUGGAUGCGUCGACGUUCGAUGUGAGCACAGCCGCCGUGUAUCAGGUAACGGCGACGGAUGCCGAAAAAGAUACCUUAACAUACAGCCUCCUGUCGCAGCAGCCGAGCCAGGCACUCUUCAGUAUUGACAGUAAGUGAUACAAGCAUAGGCGAACACACGGGUGGGGGGCCGGGGGUAGAUGGGCGGUGGCGUAGCCAAAAUUGAAAAUGCUUUUCGCCAUCCCACUUCCACGAGAAAACUUUGCCGUUGGCCGAAAAUGUCGCCCCUCCGCAUAUAAGAAAAAAUUGCGCCCGGAGCGGAUCGCCCCUUCGCACCCCUGUCCUACACCAGCCGUUAGGGGUGCUUAUGGUGUUUAUCUUGCCAUUCUAUCAAACAUCCAAUGUAAUAAUGAAACUAACACAGUUUUAAUCAUAUUCUAAAUGGUUUCAGUUUGUUUUUUUAAAACCGCCUUUAAAUAUGAAGAUUAUUUUAUCCUAGCCGCUGAAUGACUUUUGGAGGCCCUCUCCAUUCGAAGUUUAAAUUUUUUUCCCAUUAAGACUUUUGGUCCCUUAGAUCUCCACGGCCCACUAGCUCAGCAGGGUUUAAAAAGGGCCCGCCAUAGGACGGCUCUGACGUUAUUUUUUUCCCCGAUUCAUUUUGAAUAUCACUGACACCAAUAUGAGAACUGAUCUACGUUAAUAUUGAUACUAAUAAUCCUUUAUGCCACUAGGCUUAGAGCUUCACGACAAUCAAACAUGGGACGCUUGGUGCGAUUUGAGGUCCGUCCCAAACACUUAAAUACAGCUGUGCAGCUCAUUGCAGCAUUUUAUUUUCCUUAAAACAUUCGGCGUAAAGAUGAUACAUUUUUCAACCCACACAAACUUAUUCAACCCACCCUGGCUGAUUUGCUAUUGCAGAUUCCAGUUGACUAUUAGACGUUUGUCUAUUUCAGGGAUUCCGACUCUACGAAAAAUAAAACUAAAUAUUUUCUUAAAAACUCAAGGUUUCUUUUUAGGCCUUAACUGUCAAGCUGUGAAGAUAAUGGAGACUUUCCGGGAGGAAAUCACAAGCCUUGGAAAUUUCUUUAGGAGGAUAAGCUGAUUAUCUUAUAGUCGACAAAUCACUUUUCUCACCGCACCCCGUGAAUCACACAAAGGAAUUUCAAAUUUUUGCACAAAGAGCGUCGCAGAAAUUGUUCGAAUUUUAUGUUAAUGUCAUACCGCCUACGGGACUCCGUCUCCCGGUUUGAAAGCAGAGUUUCCUUUCUUUUAGAUGAGUUGCCAUCCAAGGUUAACCAGUCUCAUCCAACCGGAAAGCUAGUGAUGUUGUAAUGCUCUUCCAGCUAGUGGCUAAUGACUGAACUCCAAUCCACAUGUUGCUAAUAGACGCAGUUAAGACCUCACAUCCAUGCAGCCUAAUUAAUUAUCAGUAUGUAUAAACUAUUUUUGCGCCGAAAGAAAAGAAGUGGGCCGGAUUUAGGACAGAGCUCUUCAUACUCGGCCAGUGGCCUAUUACUAGAAAUUCUCUGCCGACGAAAGGUCGCUACUUUCUAAGUGUCUCAAAUUUAUUCCUCUGAAACCAUCUUGCGACCGAUAUCUACUUCUUUCGGAUUCCCACCGCUACUUUCGUUCCUUGAGGCUUCAGUUUCACUUCGGUGGGAAAAGUACCGACCUCCCCGAAGACGAGAUUUUUCCAUUUCAUAGGGAACGCAAAUCUACUUGGACACCACCUUCUAAUCAAUCUAAAGCUUUAGACUUAUAUAUAAAGAGCACGGAACAUGACAUCAAGAACCUCUCUUUACCUCCACUCCGGAAAUCCAAUCUUUCUAAAAGAGAAUCACUCGCACUCUCUAAGCUGCGCAGUCGGAAAGAUAUCGUCAUCAAACCAGCUGAUAAGGGGGGAGCUGUUGUGGUGUGGGACAGAGAUCUGUACAUCAAGGAGGCUCAUAGGCAACUAGAAGACAGCCAGUUCUACCAACCGAGGACCAACAACCCUAUCACCAAACAUAACGACAUGGUGAAAGGGACUAUCAAGAAAAUGAUUGCAGAAUCAGCGCUCCCCAAAUCGGCCUCUGCCCUACACAUCUUCGAUAGUGACCUCGGUAAGCCAUGCUUCUACCUACUUCCCAAAAUUCAUAAGUAUGGUAACCCUGGCAGACCCAUUGUCUCAGCAUGCUCUUGCCCCACCGAACAUAUCUCGGAAUUCCUUGAUGGAGUUUUUCAACCCAUCGUUGCCUCACUGCCUACUUACAUUAAGGACACCAACCAUGCUCUUCAAACCUUUGAAUCCAUCAUAAUCCCUCCUGAAAAGAAACAUCAUCUAUUUCUUCUUGAUGUAUGUUCUCUAUACACUUCCAUCCCCCACACUGACGGUCUCUUAGCUCUCAAAUUCUUUCUCGAGACUAGACCCCACCCAUCUAUACCCACCAACACCCUCCUCAGAUUGGCUGAACUAGUCCUCACCCUCAAUUCGUUUGAGUUUGGUGGCCAAUUCUUUGACCAAAUCAGUGGUGUUGCUAUGGGGACUAAAAUGGGACCCAGCUAUGCUUGCUUGUUCAUGGGGCAUUUCGAACACUUGGUCGAAAGCAGCUAUACUGGACGCCUCCCUGAAUUCUAUAAGAGGUACAUAGAUGAUGGUAUAGGGGUCACCACUAUGGAGAGGAGUGAACUUGACCUGUUCAUUAACUUUGUAGGCUCCUUUCACCCCUCCAUUAAAUUCACAUCUCUUAUCUCUGAGACCUCAGUCAAUUUCUUAGACAUUACAGUCACUCUUCACAAAGACACCCUACACACCUCUGCCUACUUUAAGCCCACUGACAGCCAUAGCUAUCUACUCUACUCUUCAUCCCACCCUAAAUCCUGUAAGGACUCUAUUCCUUUCUCUCAAUUACUUCGUCUUCGUCGACUUUGUCGGUCGGAUGAGGACUUUUGGGACAAGGCACUUGAAAUGAUAGACUUUUUCCGGUGUAGGUCUUACCCGGAGACAGUACUUUCAUCAGCCCUCCAAAGGGUUAAGAAUAUUACACGUGCUGAUGCCUUCAGACCACGUCUGAGCGACAAUGUUGACAGGACAAAACUCAUUUUAACUUAUCACCCUCACAAUCUGAUUGCUAAACGUGUUUUCCUUAAACAUCGAUCUAUACUACUCGCAGACACCGACACACGAGAAAUUUUCUCUUCCCCACCUCUCAUUGUUUUCAGACGGGAUAAAAAUCUGAGAGACCUGCUUGUACGCAGUCGUAUCAAUGCUCCCCCCUCCCACUUUGGGACCAAGCCGUGUGGACGCAGUCGUUGCAACACGUGCCCUUUUGUCGUCCAGACUGAACGCAUACGUUUCCCCAAGGGCAGUUUUCAGAUACGCGACGGUUUCCUCUGUACAAGCCGCAACGUUAUCUACGCCAUUGUCUGCACCCGCUGUCAGAUGACAUACAUAGGGGAGACUGGACGCCGUCUCUCGGACAGGUGUACCGAACACCUCCGAAACAUUACACAAGAUAAACAGUGUCCCGUCUCCAAACACUUCAAUAGUAGCGACCACCGGGGCAAGGCGGACUUUUCAAUAAGUGCGAUUGUGGCUAGCACUAACACCGCCAGCCGGGUCAAUUUGGAACACAGACUUAUCCUGACUUACGGCACUUUGACGCCAGAUGGGAUUAAUGUUAUGUCUCUGUUCACAGCUUGACCCUAGCUCCGCCCCUCCACGUUCUGACCUAUCACAGUGAACUUUUUUCUCCCCCCUUUUUUUCGCCGCUGCUUAUUUAAACUCUCACUCAUUUUCCUUCUGCCACACUUCUAUUGCUGCCCACAGAUACUACUUACCAGCUAAGUGCUAUUUCUUAUUUUUAUAACGUUUUUUCUGUUGUUUUGUUCGCUGACGAAGGCUUUCUGCCGACACGUUCGCUGUUUUGUUGCGUUUAAUUUUUCAGGUUUAACCAUACUCUGUUUUACUCAUUUUAUUUUUUACUAGAAAUUAUAAGUACGUUCUUGUACAGGGUAGCGCAAUUAAAGCAAUUGCAGAUGAGUGGCAAAUUGCAUUGUUUUUAUUUUUGGUUGAUUACUGUUGAUGUAUGUAUAUUUUAAGUGAAGGCAUUUUCAUUCAUUAAGAUGGUCACCCUUCUUUAUGAAUGUAAACACUAUAAUAAUCACGGCCCAGAAAUGCCAUACAGAUUUUGCAAUAAUUUUUUUUUUUGAAACCAUUCGAUAUAUGGCAAAUUAAGGUAUUUCAAUUUGGUUUUGUUUUUGGUUUGGGGAGGGGGGAGACGUCCUAUCUUAUCUUAUUGUUUAUUUCUUUUAAGUUUGCUUCAAAUAGUAUGGAUCUGUCACAGUUACUUUUGAAAGAUAAGACAUACCUUUGUGUCUUGUUCAAAUACUUUAAUGGCCAAGUAUUAUUAUUUUUAUCAUUUUGAGGUUUUAAAUAACGCAGUACCCCAGCACCUCACUGCGCUUCACAUAAAAAAUAGCAAUUACAGAAAAGUAUACAUUUCAACCACUUCUUUGACAAUUUUAAAAUUGCUUUUAUUGAACAGGUGCUACGGGCAAGAUCACAGCCAACAGAGACCUCCGGCUUCUCAGCACAUCGUCCUAUAUUCUGACGGUUCAAGUUUCCGACGGCAAGAACGUCAUCUCUGACUUCCACGUGGUGGUGAACAUCAACAAGCUCAACACGGCGCCGGUCAUCCUAAACCUGCCCACCUCCAUCAACAUCCCCGAGGACGCCGUUAGUGGGACGACGCUGAUCGCGCUGAGCGUUGAGGACAAUACGGCGUACCCGGGGCCGGUGAAACCGACCUGCACCACGUCACCGUCCUCAGACGGUUACAAGUUUACCUUGAACGCUGACAACACCAUCACCCUCAGCGCCAGCAACCUGCUCAACUACGAGGUCCGCAAGACCUACACCAUAACAUGCAGGGCCACCGACGGCUACCUCAGCACCGACGGCAAUGACGUUCUUACCGUCAACGUUGAAAACGUCAACGAGCCCCCGGUGUUCAACAGUAACCCGUACUACUGUACGAUAGCGGAAGGAGCUCAACGCGACCAUUACUGCACCCUCUCCCUCACAAUCACAGAUCCCGAAGGAGACCCUCUGAGCAGCCUCGAUUUCGAGCCCGCCAGUAGUGAUUUUUAUUUCGACAAAUCGACUAACAGAAUUUAUUUCAGCGUAGCUUACGACGUCGAUGUGGUUCAUACUACUGACCCAGUUUCACUUAUUCUCAAAGCAGUGGACAGUGGUGGAGCCACUGCAACGGCCAGCGUCAUAAUAACAGUCACCGACGACAACGAUCAAACGUGCGCCUUCGACAAGUCCACUAUAUACCAGAGCAUUGAUCAGAACACAGCGCUUGGAGCACUCGGCGCUUUCAUAGUGACCGACGAAGACCUGACCUCGCCCAACAAGGACACCAAAGUGGAGAUAGUGUCCUCCAGCCCGUCCAACUCCGGCAGCUACAUCACUGUCACGGGGGCCGGCGAGCUGUACUACAUCGGCAGCGUCCCCGCUGCGAACUCCGGAAGUUCCUACACGAUGGUCGUGAAAUGCAAAGACGGCGGGACGCCCGCGAGAUCCGCCUUCGCGACGGUCAUCGUCUCGUACACGUACAUCACGACCACCACCACGACGACGACGACCGCCGCUACAACAAUCACCACCACCACCAAAGCCCCCGAAAAAACCAUCUGGGAUUACGACUGGUUCAUAGCCGUGUUCUCCAUCUUUAUGAUCCUUCUCGCCGCUGCUGUGAUUGGACUUAUUGCGUACAUUGUGUACAAGUGCUGCUGCCAGACACCGCAACGUCCCAACUACCCGCCCAGGCGUAAGGUCAACCCCGAGUAUCAGUACGACGACAGGCGCAUAACGCGUAGUAGUUAUUACGACGACGACGAUUACCUGAGGACUUCGAGAUCAGAUUACAACUAUAACAGAUCGUGGCAGAGCCACCAGGCGAUAUCGCCAAGGCAGAUCCCGGCACUCGAGUAUCGAUAAGGCGUGGUCGAAAUGAAGUCAUAAGGAGACAUCCCCCCCCCCCCCAAUAAUAGCUGGACCAGCAAUGAGUCAACAGACACGUAUACUUAAAUGAGACAUAUUAAUUGUUUUAUAGCUAUAAAUAGCAGUACGCUAAGUUACGUCACAAUAAGUGCUGUUUUAACUUUGAUGAAACUAUUUAUAUAAGGACUUGAGAAAAAGCCUGGACUACAAUUUAAGAGUCGACACUUAAGCCAUUCAGCGGGCGUUGUUUAACUGUUCCAUAAUUUCAAUGAACUCAUUACUGAAAUGACAUUUAUUUUUUUAGGUCUAAUAGAGUGACGUAUAUUUCACGCACAAUAAAAAUUAUUAUAUUUUAAGAAAGUGGUCCAGACUUCAUGUUCCAUGAAUGACUUCCUGUUCCAUUAAUGGACACUUCCAUGACGGCGAAUUCGUAACUAUGGACGGGACACAUAGUUACUUGGUGCCGUCUUAUCAAAAUUCUCUUUGAAUGGCUCUGCCACUUUUAUGUAAACUUGAUCCCGCUUCAGAAUCAAAUCAAUUAUUAAAGAAACGAUCGAAAAUGAUGGUCUAUGAAUACUUAUUUCUUUCGCGGAGGGACCCAUUUUGAAACACAUAAAAAACUGUUUUCUUUUAUACUGACAAAGACUUGGGCUAAUCCACAGUCUGCACUGCAUUCAAUCACCUUUAUUAUUUAAUAAAAUUUAACUAUGUAUCUUAUUCGUAAAGCUUAGAUUUUAAUGCGUCAUCUUGUUGUUUUAUCAUUGUUUCCCAUCGAAACAACAGAAGCCACCGAUAUUUGAAUUAUAUUAUUAACUAAACUGUACACUUUAGCGUCUUGUGACAUGUUUUCAUAUAUAAAAUUGAAUCCUGCAUUUUUCCCCCUACGAACUUGAAAAGCAGCAAACAAUUUAAUUAAUAUUUCAUUGUAGUUGAGAUGUUGGUGUUUUCGGGCUCUGGUAACGUAGCUUUCGACCGAAUAAUUUGAAACCCUAAAACCUAUUUUGCUGCUGAUUUUCGGAUACAACCCUCAUUUCUAAAUAGUUAAUAUUCACUUAAACCAAGACCUAUUUUUUGUAUUCCUCCCCUGAACUGUUAGCCCUUGCAAGUAAACUAAAUAAACAAUCUUGAAAACGGUGCGAGAAUCACUGAAGAAGUGCAUGUCCACUGUGUCUUUGUAUGGACAAUUAGAAGCAGAGUGGGUUUUUGAAGCAAGAAAAUAAACUCGCCCUCAGCGAAUUACUAUAACCCAUUGUGUACUUUAAGUCUAUGAUAGUGAAAAGGAAACGUCUCAUUUUAAUCCAUCUGUAAAGGUCGAUUAUUGAUGAAAUUUAGAGAGAUUUGUUUUAUUGAACAUUGGCAGAGACACGUGAUGAACUAAACAAAAUAAUGGGACGAUUUAAAAAAAAAAAUAUUGAAUCAUCAAAACGUGUCAAGGUUUUUGGAAAAAGUGAGACAAAGUAUUGGAAAACCUGUAAAAUAGACCGCAACAAAACACCGAACAUAUCGGCAAGAAGCUUUCGUCAGCGGACAAACAACAGUAAAAACAGAAUAUCAUAAAAAAAAAUAACACUUAGCAGUAACGUAACAUACGAGAGGAUACGACAGUGAAGGAAUUGUCGAAUGCCCCCUCCCUUUUAUUACAAAACUUUCCGGUAUUUUGAUAUUAAAUGUUUCGAUUUGUUUCACGUAAUUAAACCAUUUCGUUUCGCGUUAAAAUUCCUGAAAAGUUCAAUCGUAAACGGAGAUCCCCGUAUGUGUCUGAAUACUAUAUGAAUUGAAAUAGCUUCAUUGAAAAAGUUGCUUGAGGUUUGUCUUAACAGGUUGCCCGCAGUGAGAUCGAAUGUUCAAAACAUUUCCAAUUUAUAAUGUUAACUCAUCCCUCGGUGGCGCCUGUCCCAGAAAGACUGUUGUUAGUUUUCACCACACGAGUUUAGAGGCCGGAUCAAACGGCGACAUUUCGACAUGGAUGUGGUGGAGUUAACUAAAUCUUCUGAUUAAUGCAGACACAGAUCUAAUCAUGAUAAAAGGAUGGAGAUAACACCAGCAGCGUAGGAGGAUGGAGAUAACACCAGCAGCGUAGGAGGAUGGAGAUGACACCAGCGGCGUAGGAGGAUGGAGAUAACACCAGCAGCGUAGGAGGAUGGAGAUAACACCAGCAGCGUAGGAGGAUGGAGAUAACACGCAGCAGCGUAGGAGGAUGGAGAUGACACCAGCGGCGUAGGAGGAUGGAGAUAACACCAAGGUCGCGAGAGACACCACUCUGAAAUGUGUUUAGAUCUCGAAGUUCUUUGCAUAAUAAAUGAAAUUGCAUGUCAAGACUCUAGGGCAGUGGUCAUCAUAUCACGGCUCGCGGGCUGCAUGCUGCACUGUAACGACAUGAGAGUGACUCGUCCAGUCGGCCACAAAUCGGUUUAGACUCCGAAAAACAUGAUUCUUGACAGGUUCUUGAGAAGAAAUUAUGCUCUCAAAAUUUGUUAAUCGCCCUACUGCUGAUUUUUGUGCUUGACUAAUGAGUUUUCUGAAAACAGUGCUCUAGGGGAUCAUGUUUCUCUUGUUUUGUUUGAGUUAUAAAUGUUUUAUUUUUAUAUGUGUUUCUUUAUAGUGUGUGCAUUUGAAAAUAAACUAAUUAAAAAUAUAAUAAUAUAGUCUGAUUACGAGCACACUUUAAAGAAUAUCGUUUAAAUAUUUUAAAAUAUAACACCAAAUAAUGAGUAAGAACUGUUCCAAGCAUCUUAUAAUGACUACUUAUUAAAUAUGAAUUAUUCUUUAAGUUCGAUAAUCAGUUUUAUAAAAUUCUAUUAUAUCAUCAAUUCUUGGAUUAAAGAACAUA
Molecule: messenger RNA, 10754 nt
Organism: Lymnaea stagnalis (great pond snail)
Lineage: Eukaryota; Metazoa; Mollusca; Gastropoda; Lymnaeidae
Source: the annotation of a GenBank genome assembly